UUACGAUAAGCAUCCAAGAGCUCUAUCCUGACAAGGCGAAAGUGACAUAUCACUUCCCCAUGAUAUAUUUGUGUCUGAAUGCAUGUCACGAAACUCGUCCAAGACGCCGGUGUUCGUAUAUCAUAGUAGCAACAGCAAAACUUAGCUGACAGCACGGCGCCAUACAUACGAGACGGUUACAGGCUAUUUACGUAUGGGCAAUGCUGGCAUGAAGCGGCCGACCUACGCCGAGGCUAGAGGGCAUCAAGUCAUUCUUUGGGUCGUGGCUACGCGGUGAUGCGCACACGAAAAUCAUCCAUAAUGCACAUGGGUCCCUGAAAACUGCCCGCGGAGCGCUCAAUUCGGUGUUGUCCGACUUCUACCUAGGCCAACGCUGCAUGGAGUUCAAUUGUGGCAGAAUUGUAGCAGGAAGCCUGUUCGAAUCCUCGUGGCUUGCAAACAAUCCUUCUCGUUAUGCAUUUCUACCACACAGACCAGUAAGUGCAGGCAGCAAGACAAAAAUGCAUCAUGUUAAGCGAGGUAGAUUUGACCAUGACGAAAAGUCUGCCAACACAGGCAACAAUGCUGACCACGCAUAUCAAUACCGUUUGGCCUAGUUUUUGGGCGUGAAUAGCCUCACGUAUUGACCUGUCAGGGUGAUUCAAAACAUCAGUACUGCUACAUUCCCACUAGGUGGCAUGGCCCGGCAGAGCGGUACGCCAUCGGACAGCCAUCGCCAUCACAUGCAUAUCAAUUACCCUAACCUUAGGCCAUUGCGCGAACCACCAAUGGACAGGGAUCAUGAAAAUCCGAUGGGGUGGUUCGGGUGGAUGCCAAUUGACGGUCGAAGCCUUGUCCACCUCUAAGUUAUUAGUUCAACAAAAAGCGAGGACUCAAUUCCUCUGCCCAUUUCUAGACACAAGGGACGGGAUAUCCGGACAGGAUGCGGCUGGGC
This is a messenger RNA of Truncatella angustata, 934 nucleotides long. RefSeq lists its product as uncharacterized. Bases 378 to 596 code for a protein of 72 amino acids. Lineage: Eukaryota; Fungi; Ascomycota; Sordariomycetes; Amphisphaeriales; Sporocadaceae. The transcript has 2 exons. The record is from RefSeq and is a predicted model, not a curated record.